AUCAAACAGACGAUCGCGUCUUAGUACCAUGUCAUUAAGCUCAGUUACACCCCAAUACGGGAUUGUCCAUACAUAUGGAUUCAAUUUAACUGCAUUUGAAUUUACGUCGGAAGGGAAAUUGGCUUCUAAUAUACUCUUAUUUGUUGGUGGGCUCGGCAACGGGCUUUUGAAUGUCCCUUAUCUUCCAGAACUAUCACAUGCUGCGUCAACCCAAUUCAAAUCCCUAGACGGUGAAUCAUGGAGUUUGGUCCAAGUGCUAUUGUCUUCGGCCUAUUCAGGCUGGGGUACAUCGUCUCUUGAACGCGAUGUUCGGCAAUUAGAGCAAGCAAUCAAGUAUUUCCGAUCCGAUAAAGGGGGAAAUCGAAAGAAAGUUGUGUUGAUGGGUCAUUCAACUGGUUGUCAAGACACAAUAAAAUACUUAACUCAAUCGAAACAUCUGAAACAUGGAGAAAUCCAAGGGGGUAUUCUACAAGCCCCAGUAUCAGACAGAGAGGCAUUUAGACAUGGUCGUGACGUGACGGAAUUCGAAAAGUUGGUUCAAAAUGUCUACGAUAACUACAUAUCCCAAGGAAGAGAAAAAGAACUUUUACCCGAGAAAUACCGUAAAAUACUGUUCAAUACUCCUAUAACUGCUUAUAGGUUCUACUCUUUAGCUAGCGAAAGAGGAGAUGAUGAUUAUUUUUCUUCUUAUUUGACUGCAGAGGACUACAAGGAGUCAUUUGGUAAGGUUGACAAACCCAUCCUUGUGUUAUAUUCUGGUAACGACCAAUUUGUUCCGGCAUAUGUUGAUAAACAAAAGUUAAUUGAUACUUGGAAACUGGCUACUGCUGAUCAAUACUGGAGUCCUUACAGCAAGGUACUUGAAGGGGGACUACAUGAUUUAGGAGACGGGUCCACUAACAACGCAAUACCAGAUCUCGUAGAAUCAGUCACAAGCUUUAUUUCCACCUUAUAAUUUCAGUUUGGUUAUUUCGUGAUUGCAACAUCAUAAAAAGGUAUUACAACAAAUAUAUACCCAUUCGACUAUUUAGAACAAUUUAGUAACCUUAAUUUAAAUUUGAAAUGCUUUCUAUAAGAAAUAAAUAUUCCUAUUC
Spathaspora passalidarum NRRL Y-27907 is the source of this 1094-nucleotide messenger RNA. RefSeq lists its product as uncharacterized. The transcript has a single exon. Bases 29 to 955 code for a protein of 308 amino acids. NCBI's taxonomy places the organism in Eukaryota, Fungi, Ascomycota, Pichiomycetes, Serinales, Debaryomycetaceae. The record is from RefSeq and is a predicted model, not a curated record.